CGAGAAAUUCGAAGCGUGUAUCCAACACGUUGAGCCACGCGUGAAUCGCUGAAAGUUCUGACCCACGGAGAGAACACGCCGCCUUGUAUCCGCCGUGAAUUGUUUGAAAUCCAAAAAUUAAACAUGGGUGACAUUGAAGAUACUCAUUUCGAGACUGGUGAUUCUGGUGCUUCUGUCACAUACCCUAUGCAAUGCUCAGCCCUCCGCAAGAACGGUUUUGUCAUGUUAAAAUCUCGACCGUGCAAGAUUGUGGAAAUGUCCACUUCUAAAACUGGAAAGCAUGGUCAUGCCAAGGUUCAUCUUGUGGGCAUUGAUAUCUUCAACUCUAAGAAGUAUGAAGAUAUCUGCCCAUCAACACACAAUAUGGACGUGCCCUUUGUGAAGCGAGAGGACUACCAGUUGACAGACAUAUCUGAUGAUGGAUACUUAUGUUUGAUGGCUGAUAAUGGAGACUUACGUGAGGAUCUCAAAAUACCUGAUGGCGACUUAGGCCAGCAACUUCGUGCAGACUAUGAUGCUGGAAAGGAAUUACUUUGCACAGUGCUAAAAGCCUGCAAUGAGGAGGUAGUAAUUGCUAUCAAAAACAAUACUGCCCUUGAAAAAUAAUUGUGUUCAGUUUGAACAUUACACCAGCCUCAAUACCUACUUAGCCAAUCAACACCUUAUAAUUGGUAAAUAAAAAAAAGGAAAUAAGAGUCAACAGUUUCAGCCAGCAGUAACUCGACUAUGGAGUGAAAGCAUCUUUUUAUCAAAGUAACAAUUACUUACUUUCUUAAUAUUAUUUAAAAAAAAAACCUGCGUUGGAAGUUUCUAAGCAUUGUAAGCGGAAGCUGGGUUGCAAAUAACAAAUGUGCAGCCCAGUUCUAGAAACUAAACAUACACACACACACACACACAAACAAACCACACACAUACGUUGUUUGUUAUACAUAAGAUAUAGCGACGACUUUUCAUUGAAGGGUUGAAUGCAAAUAAAAUUGGAGAAAGUCUUUACAUAACCAUCUUUUUUUUCUUUUUGUUGAUUCAUCAUGUUAUGAAAUAAAAACAAACUGUUGUUGGCUUUACAGUGGCAAAAUUAUAAUUAUAAAAGAUUUUCAAAAGACAGAUGCUUAUGACGAAAUAAGACCAAAUAGAAUAGUGUUGACUGCCAAGCGGAACAAUUUUUUCAUAAGUUAUUGAGCAAAAUGUCUUUCACACAAAGGCAUGAGGCUUUUAUUGUCCAGCUUAUAACUUGAAUACAAAUCAAAGUAACUGGGCAACAAAAUCUUACUUCAUGCUAAUUAAUAACCAUAUUUUUUCAUAACAUUUUGUUUAACAAUUGUAUUGAACUAUAAAGAUUUUGUUUGGAUAAAUUAUUUAAUUUUUUUAUAAUGUCAAACUACCAACUAAUCUUAAGAAAAAUAGUGGCGCAUUGGUAUUGUAAACAAUUGAAAAUAUGCCAGAGCAUUCAGUUAUAGAAUUAUUAUAGAAAAAUAUUUUGAGUUUUAUAUCUUUUUAUAGUCGAGUACAAGUAUAUAAUAUCUAUAUCUGAUACUUUGGCCUAUGUUUUGUAAUUAUUGCAAUAUAGCAAAGUUAAAUUUCAAGGAAUUCUUAUUUGUUUAAUAUCAACGCAUAUAUUUG
Molecule: messenger RNA, 1620 nt
Organism: Phymastichus coffea
Lineage: Eukaryota; Metazoa; Arthropoda; Insecta; Hymenoptera; Eulophidae
Gene: eEF5
Product: eukaryotic translation initiation factor 5A
Exons: 4
Coding region: 124-606 (160 amino acids)
Biological process (GO): positive regulation of translational elongation; positive regulation of translational termination
Molecular function (GO): translation elongation factor activity; ribosome binding; RNA binding
Source: RefSeq, a predicted model, not a curated record